Molecule: messenger RNA, 777 nt
Organism: Aspergillus pseudotamarii
Lineage: Eukaryota; Fungi; Ascomycota; Eurotiomycetes; Eurotiales; Aspergillaceae
Exons: 1
Coding region: 355-603 (82 amino acids)
Source: RefSeq, a predicted model, not a curated record
CGUCAAUCUCCACUUCUUACUUCAUGCGGGGCAGUGGGGUUAGGAAACCCACUUCUCACCCUCCCUCCAAACAUGAAAUCCCAUCGACACAUAAAAUUCUACUUAUUGAAAGCUUUUACCCAUCAUCAAUAUCAUCAAAUUCAAUGCUAAACGCGGGAUGCAAAUCUCUAUAAAUAUCUAACGUUCAAGAACUCGUCAGACUUAGAAAAACGCUUUCUGACGUCUAUAGAUCAGUUCGUCAUACUUGUAUACUUAUUCUGGUCUUAGCGUUAGGCAUGGGGUGGGCUAGGGACUUGCGCUUCCUUAAGUUUUUCUGGUUUGUAUCUCUAGUACCAUGCAUUUGUGUUACUGAUCAUGCGAUCUUACGAUCACAGCAGAAUCUGGCCACCUGUCCAAAGCCGUAGGCAUCGUUUUGCUCCAGGUUCUAUGGAUAGCUUUUGUAGAUCAGUGUCCGACAUUUCAAAGCUAGCCAUGGCAUGGGUGACCCAAGUUGCAAUAUACUUGUCCUUGACGGGAAUAGCAGCAUCCUUCCAAAUACCUGCCCAGAUAUCUUUCAAAGUUAGAUCACGCUACCGUUCGAGGAGCAGCUUUAUUGCUGCUUGAAUCACCUUCUCUGUGAGAUAUACUGAGAGAAUUCGAUAGAAUAUAGUUUUGAGGUUGUCGUCGCUUUCGUUUGAGCUCGCCGCUACUAUCAUCACCCCUUCUGUAUCAAGAUGAUGAUUCUUUUCUAUCUAAAGCAGCAGGCACAGUGACCUGGGUUUUUCUGCUGCGCGUACC